UUUGGCAUAAAAGUGAGGGGAGUAUUACAAUUAUUUUAAUAGAAUUUUUAGAAAACCCAAAAUGCAGAGAAAACAACCGCAAUUAAUAUGAAUUUAUAAUGGAACGUCAGAAAGGAGCAUUGAAGAAAAUUGCAAUUUAAUUUUUAACCACCGAUAGUUAAAAGUAAGCAAAGCCAGAUUUGGGGAGCAGCGCAGCCAGCGCUCUACCUCUGCCUUAUUGCCAACUGACUAGAGCAGCGCGCGAGACUGUCUCUGGCACCAUAGCAGAGAAUUGUAUGAACAAGGGGACUCCCGAAAGCAUUAUUCCUGGAAAACAAGCAAAAGGGAGUUGAAACGUUCCUUAAAGCGGGGUGAGCUAUUUAUGCCAGAUCUCAUGGACAGCCAUUACCGCAUGCCGCCUAUAAAUCCGGCUAAUGGAGGUGUCGCUCCCAGUGAUCACACGGGAAGUGGGACCCAACAGAAACAACCACGCAACUUUAAAUUGAUAUCAGAUCCAGCACUAAUUAAGGGAGCUACUAAAUUAUAUAGGUUUGAUGGCAUUGUAAUAAAUGAUCCGACCUAUCCGCCUGUGAUGCCACGAGACCCUCGAAAUCCGGUAAUUCGGAUUCGAGCCCGGCCUUUAGAACCAAUGGUUCUUACAGUUCCGCGUUUGAGAAUUGAUCAAAAUUAUGUGGGGACGCCACCAGCCAUAGAAAUAACCAUAACGAAUUUGAAUGAUAACAUUGAUAAGCAGUUUUUAGCGAGAAUGUUGGAAAAGUGCGGGAGCUAUGAUGACCUUGCAAUUUAUCACCAUCCUUCCACUAACAAACAUUUGGGAGUAGCACGAAUUGUAUUUGAGAACGUGAAGGCUGCUCGUUUGUGUAUUGAAAAAUAUAAUCAAAAAUCGGUUAUGGGGAAGAUAUUAAGUGUAUUUCAGGAUUCAUUUGGAAGCAUUUGCAAACAAACAGUAGAAAAUUUAACAUCCGGAAAGUUGAGAGCACCAAUUGCAUCUUCGGCAACAAUUUCAACGUCCGGAGAUAGCUAUGUUCUUCCUUCACAUAGCGCUAGCAUUACGAGCAAGCAAAAUAUUACGUCAGAGUAUCAUCAUGAUUAUGUGUCACAGGAUAGCUUUAGUUCUGCUGUACCUUCUCAUUAUUCCUACCGCUCAGAACGUGAUUAUGAUCGUUAUUCCCAUCGAGAUCAUCGCUUUCAAGACAGUGAACGAUCAUAUCGUGCCGUUGAAAAACGUGAUGACAGAGAGCGCAGUCGAGAAAGAUGUGCGUCAACUUUACGUCUCGAAAAAGAUCGCUCUAAGCACCAUCAUUAUCAUCGUAAGCGUGAUCGAUCCAGAGAACAUAGCAGAGAACGUAGUAAUAGUGGGAGACGCGAGAGAGUUCAUGAAUAUGACCGUUCACGCGAUAGGCGAGAUCGCGAACGUGAUUAUCGUGAAAGAGAGAGAGAACGAUCAAAUGAUCGGGAACGUUUUUCGAAAAAUCGUGGAAGCGAUAAGUAUAGUACUUCACGUUACUCACGUGAGUAUGGUGUGCCGACCACGAAUAGCUCUGCAGCGUCAUCCUCUAAAAACGCUGCAUAUUAUUCCACCCAGACGGGUGCAACAUCGAUAAUAUCCCACAUAGGAGGUUCUUCAAUGUCUAAUUCCUACGGUUACCAUUCGUAUGCGUAUUCAGGUGAUAGUCACACGUCUUCGCAUAUGUGGCCAAGCGCACCCAGCUGGUCGGAUACGCAGCCGCCAUUGCCGCCACCUCCCCCUGACGGUACCCCAAAUUGGGAUGAACCGGAGCCGCCGUUGCCGGAAAGCUAUCCUAAGGUUGAUGAGGUGCAAUUUAAUCCUAACGAGAUAAAGCAUAGCAACGAUUCGAGUUCUUUGCAUAAGAAGUCUUCGAAAUCGAUAGAUAAAAUCGAGUCAAAUACUGAUUUGGGCAAUGUAGAUCUUGAUACUCGCAUAGCUCUAAUGUUUAAAGGCAAGUCAUUUGGUAACGCUCCGCCGUUUUUGCAAAUGGAUAGUAGUGAUUCCGAUACAGAGAAGGCGAGUCGAAAGAUUCUUGAAGAAGAGGAUGGAGAAGUAAAUUCGGAUUCUUCAGUUUGCAAAAUAUUUCAAAAAAAUAAAAGUGAUGAGAAGUGUGCAAAGGAGCGGCUAGUCACCGGUCAUCAAGGCACUAGCGAUAUAUCAUCAAGCGAUGAUGAAAUUUUGCUCAAGAAAGAAUCCUAUAGUCCAAUAUUACCCGGUCAUUUGCGAAAAGAUGAAGAUCGGAUGUCGCUUUCAAGUCUCUCCUCACACGAUGGUAAUCAAGCAGAGCCCGAAAAAGAGCAUUUAAAGGCGACAAAUUCAGAAUUACCAGAAAUGACUGCAACGUACGUUUAUCCUCCGCAUGCCAUUGCCAAUCCUUACUAUUAUCCCGGCGCAUAUACAAUGUAUUCGGGUCAGGAUUUGUCUGGUGCUGCCCAAUACUUUCCAAAUCCAGCAUACAUGCAAUCAUCCUACCUUCCGGGAAUCGGAGGUGCUUUACCUGGAUUUGGAACUACUACCGCGUGCCAUGAUCCGUACGCCGAUGCUUAUAAAUUUUAUCGUUCCGAUGGAUAUAAAAAUUACUUCAGCGAAGCGACGGAUAUUUCACAUCAAGAUCCUUAUAAACGAUAUAUAGAAGAGGUUGUCAAACGCGUAAGCGACGAGCUAAAACAAAUACUGAAACGCGACUUUAAUAAAAAGAUGAUUGAAAACACAGCCUACAAAAGUUUUGAAGCCUGGUGGGAUGAACAACUACAAAAAAGUCGUCAUAAAGCGAAAAGAGAAAAUGAUAAAACUUCAGAGAAAAGCACUAUAAUGCCUGUCGUUUUAAGUACAACUGCCGCUCCCAUGACCACCAUGACGACACGAAUUGAUAAACCGCCUGAUAUAAAUCAAUUAAUCAAUAGCCAUCGAGAUAUGUCCGACUUUAAUUCUCCCUUUCCAGCGCUGGGAUUACGAGCAUCCAUUCCUAAAUUACCGUCCUUUCGUCGUAUUCGUAAGCAACCUAGUCCUAAAUCAGAAAAGGCAGAGACUGAGAAACGACUUAGUGAUCAGGAAGAAAUGGUGCAAGCUUCUGAUUCGGAAAAGGAAGAUUCGAAUUUAAGUUCUAUUGCAUUAUCUCAAAUUGAUAGAAGUUCAGCGAAGGAAUCCAAAGAUCAUUUAAAUAAUGUGAAAGCCAAGCCGUUAUCAUCGCGCACUAAACGAAAGGGUAGCUCAUCAAGUUUCUUUUCAUCCUCAUCUUCAAGCGAAAAUGACGAUGAUGAUGACGAAGAAGAUUUAGAUGGAAGCUCCGAUGAUGGCGAUCGCAGUGCCAGUGCAGAUGAACUAAGUUCUGUGUCCGAUGAAGGUGGAAAACAGAAACGGCACAAAGAAAGAGGCCGUCAUAAGCAACGUCAACAAGUCUUCGCGCGAGAUCUUUACUCAGACAGCGAGGAUGAAAAAAUGGGCGCUUCAAAAGUUAACAGAGAAGUUGCAGUCAAUAAGGAAAAUAUAUAUUCUGAUUCGGACGACGAAAGGGCCAGAAUGGGGUCCAUAAAUUCAAAAAAAGAAAAAGAUGACCCAAAAAUGAAAAUUUUGUCUUCAAUUGUUUCUGAUCUGGAAGAUAUUAGUAAGGAUGGUAGUCUCAGCUUGGGAGAAGACGAUCAAAAUGAAUCAAAUCAUAAAACUGCCGAUACGUCGAGAAACGAAAUAUUAUCGACGAAAUCCGUCGAAAUAAAAGCUGAAGUGCCGCCUGCUGGGGACGGUUCGAUCGGAUUCGUUAACGAAAAACAACUCGAUGAUAAAAGCGUGCAAUCCAAAAAAUCCAUAUUUGAGUAUGAUCGAAUAUAUAGCGACUCCGAAGAAGAACGUGAAUAUCAGGAGAGACGUAGGCGUAAUACGGAAUAUAUGGCCCAAAUUGAACGUGAGUUUAUGGAGGAACAACAACGAAAAAUGCGCGAAGCUCAAGAGCAGAAAUCUGUGCCUGCGACUGAUGUCUUGACCAAUUCUCCAGCUAAUACGAAAUCUUCCGUUACGAUUAUCCGUAGCUUUUCGAGCAUUAGUGCGCCACAAACACCCGAAUUUACAAAAGCGCUACCAGCGCCGGCUGUGUCUUUGAGUGCGGACAUAAGCAGCAGCGUUAAGAAGGAAAAAUUAACCGGGAAGGGCAAAAGGGAAAAGAAUGCGACCGCUAUUAAAAAUGAAUUCCCCAAGAACAAAAAAGAUGUCAAAACUACACCUUCACCACAUAACAGAAUUCCUCAUCAAGACAAUGAAGUAAAUGCAGCUGAUGUGCCCUUAACUCUCCGUGAAUCUAAAACAAACGUGACGGCGUCGAAUGCCGACGUUAACAAUCAAGAAUUAGGUUUAAAUGUACAGAGCGGAGCUCAAAUAAAAUCAAAUACAAAAUCUGAACUACACGAUAUAAACAAUAAAGCAAUUUUGUAUGAUAACUUUGAUACCACGGUUAAGUCAUCACUAAGUCUGCCGUUAAAUAACUCUUCACAGGCUGAGCAGAAAACUGAGAAUGCAAAAAUGUCGCCCACAUCUUCGGAUGGUGAUUCCAGUCAGGCGAGUCAAGCUAGUCAGGUGGCGCUUGAACAUUGUUAUUCUUUACCUCCACAAGCAGACAUAUCUAAGCAACCAAUAAUAAAUUCGAUUUUGCCCAAUGGAGAAACUGCUCGCAAAAAGCAACAGUAUUUAGCUCACGAUCAUGGUGGAUAUGCGACUCCGCCUGCGACCAAAGCAUCAGCAUCAGCAUCAGAGGAAAAUAUUAUACAAACUCAAGCACCCGUGCAGCAAACAAUCACAACGACUGCAAGUAAGCCAGGCCCUGGAAGGCCGCGAAAAGAUUCAGCAAGAGCGAAAAAGAAAAGCGAUAGCAAUCAAAAAAUAAUUGAAAAGCGAUCCUAUGCAAAAGAUAAGAUAACGAAAGCUGCCUUCGAAUCUUAUGCGAAAGCAUUGGCUAACUUCAUACCUCGUGAUAUGUUCAAAUCUCGUGACGCAACCGACGAAAUGAUGGUACUCUACGAAUUUCUUACAAAAGGCGUUGACGCCGAGGACAUACAAUACAUACGUAGAAGUUAUGAAAUUCAUUUGCAAGAAGAUACAUAUAGUUUCUGGUUAAACAAUACCCAUUGGGUAGAUCACUGUGUAACCGACAGAACUUUUGUACCGCCACCGAACAAAAAGCGUAAAAAAGAUGAUGAUCUUAAGCGGCAUAAAACUGGAUGCGCUCGUACCGAGGGUUACUACAAACUAGAUGUACGCGAAAAAGCUAAGCAUAAGUAUCAUCAUGCAAAGGCUACUGUGGAGAACGCCAUGAAUGUCGAUCGCGGUGAUGAUCAGAUCUUCAGCUUGCUUAACAAGCAAGUGUCGAAAAUGCAGGGCAUUUCAAGAGAGGCUCGUUCUAAUCAAAGGCGACUUCUUACCGCUUUCGGCUCGAUUGGAGAAUCGGAAUUACUUAAAUUCAAUCAGCUUAAAUUUCGCAAGAAGCAGUUAAAGUUUGCUAAAUCAGCUAUUCACGAUUGGGGCUUGUUUGCAAUGGAACCGAUCGCCGCCGAUGAAAUGGUUAUCGAAUAUGUUGGUCAGAUGAUACGUCCUAUUGUGGCCGAUUUGCGCGAAAACAAAUAUGAAGCGAUUGGAAUCGGAAGCUCAUAUUUGUUUCGCAUUGAUAUGGAGACAAUUAUUGACGCGACCAAAUGUGGCAAUUUGGCUCGCUUCAUAAAUCACAGUUGUAACCCAAAUUGUUAUGCUAAGGUGAUCACGAUUGAGUCGGAGAAGAAGAUUGUUAUCUAUUCGAAGCAACCAAUUGGAGUAAAUGAAGAAAUUACCUACGAUUACAAGUUCCCUUUAGAGGAUCAGAAGAUUCCGUGUUUAUGCGGUGCUCAGGGUUGUCGAGGAACUCUGAACUAAAACUAACUGCUGCUUUUAUUAUUACGUUUUACCUCUCUCAUAUAUCUUGUGAUUUUAUUUUUUAUUCUUUUUCUGUUCAAUUACAACCUAUUAACCUAACCUCAACUUGGAUUUUCUGGCUAGGUUUCAAAAAAAAAUUUUUUUUUUUCUCCAAAUACUAAUCUAAUAUUUUAUAAUAAUGAGAAGAAUAUGUUUAGUUUGGAUUGAGAUUAUUAGAAAAACUUAGCCCUAAACGCAAGCAAUUAUUAUAAAGCGUGUACUGUAAAUAUUAACAACUGAGCUUGAAAUUUUUUAAUUAGCUUAAGAAUAAACUUAUAAAGUGAAAACAUAAAUUAAUGUUAUUUUAGCGUGAGAAACGAGUGCUGUAAUAUGUUCGAUAUUUUCUUUAUUAUUAUCUGUGCCCAGUUAUAAAUAACCGAACUACCAACUUACUUUGGGUUAGAUUACAACAUUUUUGUAAAUAGCAGCAAUUUACAUUUAUAACACUGAUGCAUUAAUUCAUAGAUUUACUUUAUA
Molecule: messenger RNA, 6415 nt
Organism: Glossina fuscipes
Lineage: Eukaryota; Metazoa; Arthropoda; Insecta; Diptera; Glossinidae
Gene: Set1
Product: histone-lysine N-methyltransferase SETD1
Exons: 5
Coding region: 362-5899 (1845 amino acids)
Cellular component (GO): Set1C/COMPASS complex
Molecular function (GO): histone H3K4 methyltransferase activity; protein binding; RNA binding
Source: RefSeq, a predicted model, not a curated record